Molecule: messenger RNA, 324 nt
Organism: Prorocentrum cordatum
Lineage: Eukaryota; Dinophyceae; Prorocentrales; Prorocentraceae
Source: the annotation of a GenBank genome assembly
GCGACCUGCCCUGCAACGUGUGGCCUCUGCAGGGUGGCCAGCCCCAGCAGCUCCCAGGCGGCUAAGGUGCUGAUGGACAGGAGCUCCAGGGGCUCCCGGGACGCAGAUGAUCAACAGUCCUUGGACAGGGCUCUGGCGGCGAAAGGGCCCGACCCAACGCCGAGGCCGACGCCGUGGCCGACGCCGUGGCCGACGCGGGCCCGACCCAACGCCGAGGCCGACGCCGUGGCCGACGCCGUGGCCGACGCGGUGGCCGACGCCGAGGCCGACACCGUGGCCGACGCCGUGGCCGACGCGGUACCCGACGCCGUACCCGACGCCGAG